CCAAAUGUUAUGUUAUGUUUCUAUUUAGAGGUGCCAAAUGUUAUGUUAUGUUUCUAUAUAGAGGUGCCAAAUGUUAUGUUAUGUUUCUAUAUAGAGUUGCCAAAUAUUAUGUUUCUAAAUAGAGAGAUGCCAAAUCUGCCAAAUAUUAUGUUAUGUUUCUACUUAGAGGUGCCAAAUGUUAUGUUAUGUUUCUAUAUAGAGGUGCCAAAUGUUAUGUUGUGUUUCUAUAUAGAGGUGCCAAAUGUUAUGUUAUGUUUCUAUAUAGAGAUGCCAAAUGUUAUGUUAUGUUUGUUAUGUUUCUAUAUAGAGGUGCCAAAUGUUAUGUUAUGUUUCUAUAUAGAGGUGCCAAAUAUU
This is a messenger RNA of Lottia gigantea (owl limpet), 354 nucleotides long. RefSeq lists its product as hypothetical. The annotation marks the transcript as partial. The record is from RefSeq and is a predicted model, not a curated record. NCBI's taxonomy places the organism in Eukaryota, Metazoa, Mollusca, Gastropoda, Lottiidae. The transcript is spliced from 2 exons.